AUGCCCAAGCAAGCGAUCACGCCCAAAUCACGGUCGAAAUCCCAUUCUCAGUCGUCUCGGGGUCCAUUGAGCAAACAAAUGACAACGUCGGCAAGCAAGAUCUCCAAGAGACCAAAAGGAAGCUCCAAAAGCAUAAAAUUGAAAAAUGAAGCGUUGUCAGAGCAACUGGAUGACCUUUUUGGUGAACUCACUCCUCAUUUGGCUUCCAAGACACAAAAGAAAAAGAAGGGAGCUGAUCUUGAGAGUAAACGACAAAUGGACUCUGCGCAGCAAGAAUACGAAAAGAUGAAUAAUGACAUGGAAGAUGCUCUUGGUCUCUUGACAAAGCUUUGA
Molecule: messenger RNA, 333 nt
Organism: Lichtheimia ornata
Lineage: Eukaryota; Fungi; Mucoromycota; Mucoromycetes; Mucorales; Lichtheimiaceae
Exons: 2
Coding region: 1-333 (110 amino acids)
Source: RefSeq, a predicted model, not a curated record